Messenger RNA from Haliotis rubra (blacklip abalone), 3464 nucleotides. RefSeq lists its product as uncharacterized. The record is from RefSeq and is a predicted model, not a curated record. The transcript is spliced from 5 exons. The coding region runs from base 33 to 2510 and encodes 825 amino acids. NCBI's taxonomy places the organism in Eukaryota, Metazoa, Mollusca, Gastropoda, Lepetellida, Haliotidae.
UACUUCUUUAAUCAAUAGGUGCUACCUACAACAUGAAGCCUUUGUUAUCCCCUGGACACAUGGAUGAAGAAGGAGCUGAAACCAAGGAGACGAUUCCACUACAAACUGGAAUAAUGAACGAAGAUUUGCUGCAACAAGAGAUGAUGCAGACGGAAAGCGUUUUCAUGAAAACUGACAUCUACUACAAGGUGAAGAAGGAACUGGAGACACACAGACAUGUGACGAUGAGCGGAACUGUGGGGGGAGGGAAGAAGUCUAUUGCUCUGGUGUUAGGGAAGCAGUAUAACGAUAGGGGCUUUAAAGUGCUUUUUGUUGUUGAUGUUUGCAAAAUCAAUCUGAGUGAUUGCUUAGCUGGAGAAGAAAAUGUUUGUAUUAUAUUUCAUGACAUCUUCAAAACGGUCGAAUUACCAAGGGACAAACCACAGGUUGACCGCUAUUUACAUGAACUGGAAGAGGAACUUGAAGCGUGUAAAACCGUAACUGGAGACAAAAGGGAGGUUUAUGCAAUAGUAACUGCCAACACAAACAACGUUCACGGUGAAAUAUCGGAGUUUGGGAAAUAUUUUUUUAGUGGUUCUUCUUUUAUUGACUUCACUCAGUUGUCCUGUCAGUACUCUUACGAGGAGAAGAAGGAAAUAUUUUACAAUCAUUGUAAAUCAUCACAUUCAGAUGAUCUGGGCCUCGAUGUGGAAAGGAUUUGUAGUUUUGAACAGUCUGUCUUAGGCUUUCCUCAAACAUGCAAACUAUUUUUUGAAUUUCCAAAUUUUCGAAAGCAUCGUGAAAGGUUCUUCCGUGAGCCUUUCCGCUAUCUUACAGAAGAACUAGCAGCAAUUCUCCGCCAAAUGAAUGAUGAGUCAGGUGCUCUCGUCCUGGUGUUUCUAGGUACAGACAAACUUAACUUAGGAGAAGUGGAGAUGCAGUCUGACAACCAGGACCUGGAAGAUAUGUUUAUAUUGAUUACAGAUGUUGUACGCAUUUCGACACGAACAAAAUUAGCUAAUUCCAUGAGACACUUCCGUGGUACGUUUUUCACAAAGGGAGACAUAGCAGGCUUUGCUCAUCCUUCCAUCUACGAUGCCUGUGCGUGUGCCUUAUUCACUCUCAACCCAUCCCUCGUCUUGGAAUAUUGUCAUAUGAAGUUCCUUCGUGAUCAUGUGCGUCUUGACCAACAUCUGGAGACUUCUACUGUGGACGAGAAUCAACCUACUAUCCACGUAUCAGAAGUCUACACUCCCAUAAUUGAUAAAAGACGCGCUUCGGACAGUCAUUCAGAAAAGGAGCUGCCAAACAAAAUAAUUUGGAAUGAUGGUGUAAGGACCAGAGAAUGGCUAGACAAACAGGCGACGAAGAUAGAAGAAGAGUUUGUGAAAACUGGCAUCUACGAGAGAGUGAAGGAGACGUUGGAGACUCACGGACAUGUGACAGUGAGUGGUGCAGCAGGUGGAGGGAAGACCGCCAUUGCUCUGAUGUUAGGGAAACAUUAUGAGGAGGAGCGAGGCUUUCUGCAGGUCCAUGUUGCUGAUGUUUCCAAGUUCAAGCUGGAUGUCUACACGCGUGAACUUGGUCACAGGAGCGUGUGUUUCAUAUUUCAUGACAUAUUUAAGAUCAGAGAGCGUUCAAAAGACAUAUCUGUUCUCAAAAGUGUUUUGCAUCAACUCAAAGAGCGUCAUUUGAUAGACUGUAAGACAAAGACACAAGAACACAAACUGUACACCAUAUUUACAGUUGAUACAUACAGCGACCAUGGUGGGAUGUCGCAGCUUGGGGACGAAGGGUCAUAUUUUUUCAGUGGUCCAUCGUUCCUUGAUUUAAACAAGAUUUCAUAUCAGUACAAACCUAAAGAGAAGAGACUCAUCUUUAACAAACUUUGCAAAGGUUUUCAAACAACUGUCAAAGUGAAAAAGAUUUGUGGAUUCGACCAAUUCAUCCUUGACUUUCACCAGACAUGCAGACUCUUUGUUUUGUUCGAAAGUUUUCAAAAACAUCCUGAAGAUUUCUUUCAAAGACCUUUUCACUAUCUGAAAGAAGAAUUGAAAUCAAUUGUUGGACGUGGAGAUGAUCGGUCAGCCGCUCUUAUCCUGAUGUUUUUGUGUGAUGGUUCACUGAACUUGCACCAAGUUGAACUCCCGUCUGACAACAAGGAUUUCGAGGCACUGUUCACGACGAUGAAACGCGUAGUGCGAUAUACAACGAGGACACCUGUAGCCAUGGCAGUGAGGCAGUUUCGUGGUAGCUUCUUCACAAAAGGAGAUAUAACGGCAUUUGCCCAUCCUACCUUCUAUGAUGCGUGUGCCAUUGCCUUAUACCAGGACCACAGAGCGUUCGUGCUGAGAUAUGCCAGUAUCAGGUUCCUUUGUGAGUAUGUGUACACAGAAGAAACAGAAGAUACCCUUCCUCAGACUAAGAUCUAUGUACCUAGAGGCUACAUCGAUGUACUGAGAAGCAGAUUGUCUAAACUAGACAGACGACACCCCAACUAUAAAACCCUCCAGACUUUGAUUGCAAAAUAAUCUGGCAAUAUCUGUGAACCAAGGAAUGACGUGUGAACCUGUCGUCAUCAGUCCGAUACAGUUAUCUGUUUAUGUGGCCUUUCUAAAGCUGCAAGCUCAAAUAUGAAGUCUAGACAUGUCGAUACUAAUAGUGAAUGGAUCUGCACGACUGAUAAUAAAACCUUUUCAUGACAAAGAAGUAGCACAGCAAAAAUAACUUAGUUUCCGUUCUUGUGGAAACCUAUUGGACACUGGGUAAUGUAGGUUUCCGCUAGGUUUCUGUUGUCGGAAACAGACAAUGAGAGUUUCCGAACAGUUUACAAAACUGAAACUAACAAAAUUAGGUUUCCGUCAAGUUUCUACAACUGAAAUUUUCAUUAUAUGUUUCCAUUUAGUUUCAGUUCGCUGAAACAUUCAUAGCAAAAAUGACUAUUGGAUACUGGGUAAUGUAGGUUUCUGCUGGGCUUCUGUUCCCGGUGUACAUUGGUGAUAGACUAGUUAUUUUACUGUCCUUUGCAGACAGGUAAGUAUAUAAGAUUGUUUUUAUUUCAUGUACACAUUUGGAAAUUUAACACUUUCAUAGUCACGAUAUGGCUGCCGAUGUGACUUUGUAAUUCAGUCACUCACCAUUCUACAUACAGAAACUUACAAUUGUGAAUGUACCAUUUAUUACAUUUUACAUGAAAAAACAACAAACUCAAUAACACAGUCACUGUUAUUAUUCAGCUUUUUCAUCGUUUUGAAUAGCUCACAUUUCAAUAGAACUCAACACAACAUCAAAGCAUUAUGUAUGUAUGUGCGUGUGUGUGUAUGAGAAGUCAUAUCAAGAGGGAAUCUUCAGCAUUGGUGAACACAACUUCUGUAUGAAUAUGCAAAUAAUCAAUAUGUCAAAACCUUACAAAAUUGUAUGCAUGUCAUGAAAUGAGGUCAACUUGUGCAGGCAUAACAUACUUGCUGUGGUAUUUAUUUAUUUUA